Molecule: messenger RNA, 306 nt
Organism: Staurois parvus
Lineage: Eukaryota; Metazoa; Chordata; Amphibia; Anura; Ranidae
Source: the annotation of a GenBank genome assembly
AUGCACUCUCCCAAGAAAAAAAAAAACCUCUCUAGCAAUACACACCAAACUGAGCAUGUGCAGAGUGAUCCCACAAGAUAUGUCUUAUCUGGAGAUAAGAGGGGGACACUGGAAGAAGGGGAGGAUCAGAGAAGACAGGAAAAAAACACCCUUUUUACACAAUGCAGAGGAUUACUCCUUAGGGUUCCACAGUGAGUAUAACAAGCAUGCUUUACUGCUCAGGGGCGGACUGACAUCUCAUGGGGCCCCCGGGCAAUAGGGGAUCAUGGGGCCCCUGUGUCCUUGCCCAAACUCAAAAAAGCCUAU